AAAACCAAUAUAGCACAUUUUAGUAGAGAUAUUAUUGGGACAGUUCUCACCUUUUUUUGUUUUGGUGGCUACGCUUAUAUUCUUGCUCAUGAAAAACACCCCCUGAACAGCGAUGGUUCAGUCCACCCGUCAUCUGGGUUCCUGGUUGUGUGGUUUUUCUUUGCAUCUAUCACCUGUCUCUCUAUUUCACAACUUUUCUUUUAGUUUCUUGGAAUUAAACUUUUAGCAACAUGGCCGCCACUGCCGGAUCCCGAAUACCGCGGAAGGACGAUACCAGCUAUAGGUUACACUUCCGAAUGAUAAACGAGCAACAAGUGGAGGACAUCUGCCUUGACUUCUUCUAUAAACCACACACCAUCACUCUCCUGACAAUUACUGUGCUCAGCUUGAUGUACUUUGCGUUCACCAGGGACGAUGGACACUCAGACAACAACCUCCGUGUUGGUUUGGUGGUGGUCGUCUCCUUCUUCUUGGUCAUCAGUGUCUUGGCGUUUCCUAAUGGACCAUUCACCAGGCCACAUCCUGCAAUAUGGCGAAUGGUGUUUGGUCUCAGUGUGCUCUACUUCCUGUUUCUCGUCCUGCUCAUCUUUCUUAACUGGGACCAAGUGAAGACUCUCAUGUACUGGCUGGACCCAAACCUGCGCUAUGCCAAACGGGAAGCUGAUAUUAUGGAAUAUGCGGUAAACUGUACAGUGAUAACAUGGGACCGCAUCGUGAGCCACUUCGACAUCUUUGCAUUUGCCCAUUUUGCAGGGUGGGUCAUGAAGGCUCUGCUAAUCCGGAGCUACGGCCUGUGUUGGACGAUCAGCAUCACCUGGGAGUUCACUGAGCUCGUAUUCAUGCACCUUCUGCCAAACUUCGCGGAGUGCUGGUGGGAUCAGGUGAUACUCGACAUACUGUUGUGUAAUGGAGGAGGCAUCUGGCUGGGUAUGACUCUCUGCUACUAUCUGGAGAUGAGGACCUACCGCUGGGCCAGCAUCAAGGAAAUCCACUCCACCACGGGGAAGAUAAAGCGAGCUGUGCUCCAGUUCACACCAGCCAGCUGGACUUACGUGCGCUGGUUUGACCCAAAGUCCUCGUCCCAGAGGCUGGCAGGCAUCUAUCUCUUCAUGAUCCUUUGGCAGCUGACCGAGUUGAACACGUUCUUCCUCAAGCACAUCUUCGUCUUCCAGGCCUCUCAUCCUCUCAGCUGGUGUCGCGUCCUUCUCCUGGGAGUCAUCACUGCGCCCACUGUACGGCAAUAUUAUGCAUAUCUGACAGACACUCAGUGCAAACGAGUUGGCACGCAGUGUUGGGUGUUCGGUGCCAUCUCUUUCCUGGAGGCUCUUGCAUGUAUGAAAUUUGGCCACGACUUGUUUUCCAAGACACAGGCCCGCUAUGUCCUCCUGUGGCUGCUCUGUCUGGCGCUCAUCACACUGCUGUGUCUGUAUGGCAUGGUGUGGUAUGAGCAAAAGAAGAUGAAGAGCAUUUCUCUGCAGAGUGAGGACUGUAAUGACAGCAGUGUUGUUGACUCAUAUCCAGAUGGCAUUGCAGCUCGGAGCGAUAAUUUGAGAAGUUCACAACCUACAAAACGGAGGAGAGGCUCGGGGAAGAACAGAUUUGUGAACGGCCAUAAAGGAAAGAAACAGUAAACAACACUGACGCAGAGCAUUCAGCUCGCCUGUGAAGCAGAUAAGUGAACGAGAAGUCAGACCAGCUAGACUCGAUGAAUGUACCGAUGUUCUAAUUGGAUACAAAACACAACACUGAGGUGGACGCUUCAUUUCUAAACAGACCAAAAUAACAAAUUAAUCUUCCUUUAUUGUGAAUGAGAACUCACCCAACAUGUUCUGCUCAACAGUAGAAUUCAUGUUGUUUGGAUGUUUUGCACUGUGGGACAAGUGAGUGAGUGUGUUGAGUGAGGGCUGUAAGAACCAGUCCCCUCCCACAGCCCUUGGGAACAUAUUCUACAUACUCUUAAGACUUUUUGCAAUUAACCUCUUUCACUGGCGUGUCUUUAUAUGUUAUUAUGUAGAGUUUAUAGGUUUACAAGAAAAGGCAAAUUUACUGUUGUAUUUUGUAAAUUAUUUGAAUUGAGAUGAUUUAAUGUAUUUGUUCUUGUGUAAGGGCAUCUUUUCUAUAAAACACUGCGCCAUGAUGAAAUACAGCCGCUGUGCUUUUCAAAUGAAUGAGUGCCCCUGAACAAACCAUGGCCUGCACAUUUUAUUAUUGCAUUUAUUACUAAAACUGUCAAGAUAUCUUUUUUGUAUGUUUGUAAUUUUGUAUGUUUGUUACGAGUACAUGUUUAUAGUAUACAGGAAAAUACUGUGACUUUUAGUAGCAAAGGAUAAUCACUUUUGUGAAAUAGUCCAUCUUAAUAAGUCUUUUUUUUCAGUGAUCCAUAUGAAUGAAAUGUGACUUUAAUAACACAGUGUGGUCCACAUAAACCAUUCUCGAUACUGUUGAGUGUGUGGUGUAUUUGGCAUUGUUGUUUGAAUUAAACCUUAUUUAGCACUAAUCUGAUUUAGUGGUUCCAGUUACAUGAACCCGUACAAUACUUUAAGUGCAGACUACUGUGUAUAACUUGAACAUUUAUAUUGUGUUAUUGCUUGUGUAUGAUUUGUAUGGGUUUGAUUGCUUUUGUAGGUAUAAAUAUAUUACUACAUUAAACAAAUUUGUUAUGUUUUUUUGUAUA
Molecule: messenger RNA, 2674 nt
Organism: Mugil cephalus (flathead mullet)
Lineage: Eukaryota; Metazoa; Chordata; Actinopteri; Mugiliformes; Mugilidae
Gene: ptdss1b
Product: phosphatidylserine synthase 1b
Exons: 13
Coding region: 231-1631 (466 amino acids)
Biological process (GO): phosphatidylserine biosynthetic process
Molecular function (GO): L-serine-phosphatidylethanolamine phosphatidyltransferase activity
Source: RefSeq, a predicted model, not a curated record